Messenger RNA from Esox lucius (northern pike), 2661 nucleotides. It is a transcript of the gene bnip3, whose product is annotated as BCL2 interacting protein 3. The record is from RefSeq and is a predicted model, not a curated record. The transcript has 6 exons. Gene Ontology annotation, biological process: positive regulation of apoptotic process; mitochondrial outer membrane permeabilization. NCBI's taxonomy places the organism in Eukaryota, Metazoa, Chordata, Actinopteri, Esociformes, Esocidae. Gene Ontology annotation, cellular component: nucleus; mitochondrial envelope; mitochondrial outer membrane. Bases 398 to 1144 code for a protein of 248 amino acids.
CAGUCAUAUUCUAUAGAAAACGUUUUCAAACGCCACAGAUAGAAAUGCCAUAAAUUGAGCGGACGUGAUUGUUUUCUUUUCGGUUCAGAUAUGCAGCUUUGUUCUACGAAGCCUAUUUUUAUCUGAACGUUCCAAAACGGAACAUCCUUCUGAACGCGCCCCAUAUAUGAAAUUCAUGGAGCAAUAGGCUACGCAGCUGGUGCGUUUUUUUUGGUCGCCUGGUUGUCUAGUUGUUGUUUUUUACUCUGAAUGCGCUACACACGGUCCAAACCGCUCUUCCAAUUCAGAGGUGUUAGAACAAUAUGAUCUAUCUUCUAAUUCAUUAUCACAUGAUUCAUACAAUUAUUUAGGGUUGCUCGACUCGAUCGAACAAGCAUUGCGUCCAUCAUUUAUCAACAUGUCAGGAGAGAAACAAAGGGUCACGGAGGAAAAUUUACAGGGCUCCUGGGUGGAGUUGCAUUUUAACAACGGCAGCAGUCAAGGCUCCCCCGGGGAUGUGGCCGUUGGGGUGGUCGAAGACCAGGCGGCUGGCCCCGGGUCUGCUGCCUCUGUCUCCAUCCGGGGUGGACACCCGACGGCAGGCCCUUCCUCCAUCCUGCCUGGGGACUUGGCAACCGGGUCUCCUUCCAUCCCAGCCCAGGGGAGUGAGCUGAUUUCCGGGUCCGGUGCGGUUCAAGGCGGGGCAGACCUGGAGAGGCUGUUGUUAGAUGCCCAGCGUGAGUCAGGGAGGAGCAGCUCCAGGGGCAGCGUGCCCUGUGACAGUCCUCCAAGACCCCAGACUCCUUUGCACCGCUGGGGUUCGGAGGUGCACAGCUCAGGAGAGAAAAACAGCUCACAGUCAGAAGAGGAUUACUUAGAAAGGAGGCGUGAAAUAGAGAACCUGAUGAAGAAGAAUGCAGACUGGAUCUGGGAUUGGUCGAGUAGACCUGAAAACGUCCCGCGCAAGGAGUUUGUUCUGAAGCAUCCUAAACGUGCCAACCCUCUCAGCAUCAGAAACACCAGUGUCAUGAAGAAAGGUGGCAUUUUCUCUGCUGAGUUCCUCAAGGUCUUCCUCCCCUCUCUGUUCAUAUCCCACGUACUUGCCAUCGGCCUGGGUGUGUACAUCGGAAGACGCCUAACCACCUCCGUGACCAGUACCAUCUGAGAAGGAGGUCCCUACAAAACUGGAACGACAUUGCUUUCGCAUCAACACCACUACCAUCUGCCACAGCUACUAGGCAUGAAGUGACGCUUAUUAGUUAGAAAUAGGCUCUGUCAUGUUUCCCCAGUCCCUGGCUGGUACAGUGGCAAAUGGCACGCUGUUCAUUAUAAAGUGUACUACUUUCAACCACAGUUGCCGCAGGGCUCCGGACUAAAAUAACGCAUCACAUAGGACUCAGUGUGCCGUUUCGGCCACAGAUCCCUUUUCCUGGCGGAAGGCCUCACGCGCCCUAUUGUACCCCUGUGAAUACUGUUGGCUUUUCCCCUAGUUCCCACUGCCGCUGUUAAAACCAGUUUCACUGGAAAGUAGACCCCAGUGUUCCUCCUUCCUGCCUGUGUUCUAUGUCCGAUUAGGGGGACCAUCUUAUGGUCGUUUUGUAGCCAUUGUUGUGAUCAGCUGAUUUUCACUUUGUCACUUUCAAGCCAUGUCUAUCUUGCUCCGAGUUGAGACAUUGUAGCAGACCUAUCAGGCAGUUGAUGAUGGGUACGAGAUGGUCUGACGGUGGUUCAGAAAUGUCCUGUGGAUUUUAAAUUCAUGGCCACGUGAGUGAUCAUAAUCGUGGAAGUUACAUUGGAGGGGGUCUGUGUUUCCAAAUACACGAUGAAGUAAUGAUUGCUUUGUCAAAUGUCUUGGUUUGCAAAAAAAAAAGAGGAUUUAAGCAUUGAAUGAAAAUACAUUUCAGACACUGAUUCUACACCUGGAUCGCUAGGCCUUAAUUAUUAAACAAGGUAACAGUCUGAGAUUACAAAGAGUUGAAAUAGAAAAUCUUCAAAUAGUUUUUAGAACUAUUGGAGACAUGAGGUAGAGUAGGGUAUCGUAUCUUAUGUCUUAUCCUACAUUAGCCCUUAUUAGGUCACAAACACAAUUCUAUCAUCUGAUGUUCUGUCAGCGCCUGUAUUUUCAGUUGGCUGGUCAGGGUAUUAUUCUUCACUCAGGAUUCUGUUUUCGGGGACAGCAACACACAUUUACUGAAUGGAUGUGUACUGCUAGACUUAUGCAUACAAAGUAAAUGUUAUUUGUCAAGCGAAAUGCAAACCCCAACUACUGCUGUUUUAUAAUUGGUAGCUAUUUGAUUGCCUUAUUUUGCCCGCAUGACUUUGAAAUUCACUGUUUUUUCACGCCAUUGACAUUUACAGUACAUGUGCUGAUUGGGUUGAUUUAUCCAAAUAAAUUAGCAACUGAGGGAUUUUAAAUAAUUUUCAUUUAGCUUACAUUUCACUGAAUUAUGAAGUUCAAUAUUCUCUCAAUGCUUUAAUAUUUUGUUCUAAGAAUGAAAAGUGCAACUAUGAGCUUUGUGGAUAAUGAUUAUUUUACACAAUGUUUUGAAAGUCUUGCAUAGGGAUGAACGAUCUUUGUUUCUGCAUGUCUUGUAGAGCUUUUCAGCAUGCCAAGUGUAUGUGAAUCAGAAAACUGUUAAGUUUGAACUGUAACUUAAAAAAUAAACGGUCCCAUCUUGAAAA